Gracilinanus agilis (Agile Gracile Mouse Opossum) is the source of this 951-nucleotide messenger RNA. Its product is annotated as olfactory receptor 52K1-like. Gene Ontology annotation, cellular component: membrane. Bases 1 to 951 code for a protein of 316 amino acids. Gene Ontology annotation, molecular function: olfactory receptor activity; G protein-coupled receptor activity. NCBI's taxonomy places the organism in Eukaryota, Metazoa, Chordata, Mammalia, Didelphimorphia, Didelphidae. The record is from RefSeq and is a predicted model, not a curated record. Gene Ontology annotation, biological process: G protein-coupled receptor signaling pathway. The transcript has a single exon.
AUGAUGUCUCUAAAUGACACCAGCUUCCCAUCCACAUUUUUCCUGGCUGGUAUACCGGGUCUGGCUUCUGCACACACUUGGAUUUCACUUCCCUUCUUCUCCAUGUUCUUCAUGGCUGUGACUGGGAAUUGCAUCCUCCUCUUCCUCAUCUUCACGGAUCGUAAUCUCCACCAGCCCAUGUUCUUCUUUCUUUCCAUGCUCUCCUUUGUUGACCUGGUCCUUUCUCUUUCCACCCUGCCCAAGAUGCUCACCAUCUUCUGGUUUGAUGCCACAGCCAUCAGCAUCCAUGCCUGCCUCAUCCAAAUGUUCUUCAUCCAUGCUUUCUCUGCUAUGGAAUCAGGGGUGCUGGUGGCGAUGGCACUGGAUCGCUACGUGGCCAUCUGUAACCCACUGCGUUACUCUUCUAUUCUCACCCCAGUGGUCAUCGCCCAAAUCGGUGGACUAGUGGUGUUUCGGGGCAUCGGACUCACCGUCUCCUUCCCGAGCCUGGCUCGACGUCUGCCCUACUGUAGGUCACACGUCAUUGCCUAUACCUAUUGUGAGCACAUGGCGGUGGUGAAACUGGCCUGUGGGGACACCACCGUGGAUAACAUCAAUGCCUUCGUUGUGGCACUCUUCCUGGGGAUUGGUGAUGUAGCUUUCAUCGCUUACUCCUACGGCCGUAUCCUACAGACAGUAUUGAAUUUCCCAUCCCGUGAGGCACGGGCCAAGGCAGGGAGUACAUGCACUGCCCACGUGAUUGUUAUUCUUUUCUUUUACAUGCCAGGUUUCCUGUCUGUUAUUAUGCAGCGCUUUGGACCACCCACAGCCUCUGCAGCCAAAGUCAUCUUUGCCAAUCUCUACCUGCUCUUUCCACCUGCUCUCAACCCUAUUAUCUAUGGGGUCAAGACAAAGCAGAUCCGGGAGAGGUUGCUCAUGAUCCUGAAUCCCAAGCAGAUUGAUCCCACCUAA